Molecule: messenger RNA, 825 nt
Organism: Diachasmimorpha longicaudata
Lineage: Eukaryota; Metazoa; Arthropoda; Insecta; Hymenoptera; Braconidae
Product: ubiquitin-like protein 4A
Exons: 3
Coding region: 149-592 (147 amino acids)
Biological process (GO): tail-anchored membrane protein insertion into ER membrane; post-translational protein targeting to endoplasmic reticulum membrane
Cellular component (GO): BAT3 complex
Molecular function (GO): protein-folding chaperone binding
Source: RefSeq, a predicted model, not a curated record
UCAACGAACUUAACCUCAAAGAUAAAAUGUACGAGAAGAAAUCAUCGCUGUCCACGUACCAUUGUUUAUCUUCCAAAAUUUGACGUGAGAAUUUUUCGAUCGAAGCAUCUUAGUUUUCGCAGGAAUCAGAUACGUGAGGACAUCCAGCAUGAAGAUUUACGUGAAGAUACUGCACGGUAAAGAGUGUGUUGUGGAUAUAUUACCUACCGCGACUGUGCUAGAACUGAAAAACAAAGUCAGUGAACUGCUGGAGGUUGAUGUAUCUCAGCGGAAGUUGUUGUUGGGCGGAAAAACUCUCGCUGAUGAAAAGCCCUUGACUUUCUACUCUAUUCCAGACGGAUGUAGGAUGACUCUUGUAGCUAAGAAAUCGCCCCAAGGGCCAAGUGAAGAGAAACAAGCAACCAAGAGUGGCACUGUCCUCCUUCGUGAAUCAGUGACAAAAAUCCUCAAACACUAUUACAGUGAAUCCGAGACUGAAUCUAUAGUCAAGGAGAUGAUAAGAGAUUUAAGAAAUAAAGUUAAUAAUCUGAGUUUCGACGAUCUUGAAAGAUUAGCAACAACUCUCAUUCAGGAGCAGGAAACGAUUGGUUGAUGCACGAGUUUAACGGUUACUAUGAGCACCUGAGGAUAAAACAUAACUGAUGUAAUAAUUAUUAGAUGAUUGAGAAUACGAUGUAUCAUUUUCCUAUUUUAAUAUUAAUCCGCCAUCACUUUAUGCAGAAGACUUCACUGUCUUCCUGUCUUUCAUAGGUUUACCUUGUGAUUUAAUGGAUCGUAGAUAAUGACUUGAUAACGAAUAAUAAAUACUUUUUUUAAAUUACGAAA